Molecule: messenger RNA, 2766 nt
Organism: Magallana angulata
Lineage: Eukaryota; Metazoa; Mollusca; Bivalvia; Ostreida; Ostreidae
Source: RefSeq, a predicted model, not a curated record
AUGGCGGGAUGGGGAGAUGUCAGCCCACAGCAGCGUGCUAUAUUCCACCACAUAGAAGAAGAAGACCAAAGGCUUGCUUAUGAUCAUUUUUUCAGAGAACGUGGUCGUGCCCCUAGAGUGCAGGAAUUCUCUGAGUUUCUUUUGACUUUUGAAGGUCAGUUAUAUUUGGAAAAUAAAAAAAGUCAAAACCAGAUUCUCCAAGAUAUGCGCCAACAGAGACAAACGAUGAGAUUAUUGGACUCCCAGAAUCAGGCUUUGGGACAGCGUAAUGAUCAAUACAAGAGAGAAAGGGAUAAUUUGCAGAUUGAGAACAGAAACCUGGAAGGAACCAUAUGCAACAUCCAACAUCAGAAAGAGGAUCUACAGCUUAAAUUUAAUUCUCUGGAAAGGAAACAUGAUCAACAUCUUGCUGAACUGGAGGAUGAAAGGACUGAUAAACAACAGUUACAGGCAGACAAACAUGCACUUCAGAACACAAUCAACUCACAAACAGACACAAUUACACAAUUUUCAGAAACAGUUUCUCAUCUUGAGAGUAAGACAGAGGAACAGUUUGUCACUAUCUCUGAUCUGGAGAGUAAGAACUGUGAUCUGGAGAGUGUGAUAGAACAACAGUCUGUCACAAUCUCUGAUCUGGAGAGAAAGAACUCAGUUCUUGAGAGUGAGACAGAGCAACAGUCUACUACUAUCACUGCUAUUCAGCAACAAAUCCAAAAGCAGCAAUAUGCUAUUCUCUUUUUGGCAGCUCUUAUCUUUGCAAUGCUCUGUUUUCAUUGCUUCUCUUAAGGAAGCAAUCCUCUUACCGCAUCACAGCAGACUACACAACAAAAUCAAAAGCUUUAUCCAUUUGUAAAUAGGCAAUAGACAUUGACGCAAUAUGCAAAACAUUGUACCUAAUUAUUGUUCUACCUGUAUUUUCACUCAUUAAAUUCCUGACCUCUUUUACUUUCUAUAUUUACCCAUCCAAUUCUUCUUAAACAUAUGUUACAGUAAACAUUUUUAAACUCUCAUACCAGGUAAUCCUGAAUUAAUUUUUCUUCAGAGCACUUACAUGUACAUUUGUAAAUAGCUACACAUAAACAAAUGAAAAUUUGACAAUCUUUUUAUUUUAUUAGUGCUAUUAUGGUAAUGCUGUUUGGUUGAUGUCAGUAGAUCUGUGUGUUGUUAAUAUUAAAUCUCAAUCUGUACAUAGACUUUCUAUGUAUAUGUAUAUAUACAUGUACUGUAUUCUCACAUCUUUUGUAUAGAGCUACAUGUACAUGUAUUUUCUUUUUGGCUGGACACAGACUUUAACCAAAGUUAAGAGUGCAUUGAAAAAAGGAGCUGUAUUUAUUUACAUUGACAAUACGAUACAAAAAUGUUAAACUUGACUGUAUCUUUUACUCCAUCUCCUUAACCUUACUUAUGCUACUCAUCUUACCAGAAACCUAAUGAUUUUACUUGUUGUCACAAACCUAAUACAUGUAUAUUUUUUCUACAAUAAACUAAUAUAGGUAAAGAAUCUUUGUAAAUUGAAGAAUAUGAUCAUAAACAGUUUGUAUUUCUAAGUUCUGUACUGUAAAUAGAGAUAUUUGUGUACAAUUUGUCCCCUGCUGAUUUAUACCAGUACUUUAUAGCUUCAUUUAUGUGUUGAUACGGUUGUAUGAAGAGGUUAAUGUGUAAAGGAUACGGUUGUAUGAAGAGGUUAAUGUGCAAAGAAUAUGUACCUGUAUGUACAUAGAAUGAUAUUUAUACUCACAUCUAUUGUAUAGAACUAUUAUUUAUUUCAUUUUGGUCACAAUUAUUUCACAUGUAUUAUAAGAUUUGUCUCUUCUCACUUUGCCAGCAAUUAUCAGACAAGAUUUUGAAAAACGCUGAGAAAGUGACAGUCUGAAGCAUUAUACACUACAUGAACAAGAUGCAAAAAUAUUUUAUUCACUAAGUAAGGCAUUCCAUUAUACAGUAUAUAAAUGUACAAUUUAAACAUUAUUUCACAAUAUAAAUAUGUUUAUUUUAUAAACAGUUAAGUGAAUGACCAGGCAACUUUGUACAUGAAUUAGUUAUGGAGAAACGGGUAAAUGAAAUGUACCAAAUGUAAUCUGUGAGUAAAUGGCAUGUUUGUUUUAUUAUAUUUAUAGGUCAGUGAUUUCUUUAUAACUUUAAAUUUCAUAAUACAUGUAUGUUUAUGUAUAAUGAAGAGUCAUAUAAAUCUGUUCGUGUGUAUACUGAUUUAGUUUUAAUUUCAAUGUUGUAUGAAAUAUUUGUCUUUUAAUGUAACAAGCUCUUUUAUCAUUUUAAAUGAAAUUGAUUAUUUUUUUUUUAAAAAAAGAUAUGCCUAAAUAAAAUGUACCAACUACAUGUACAUGUAUUAACUUGUAUCGAUCAUAAUAUCUAAUGCAUUGGAAAUUUCAUUUUACUUUUGUUGUUUUCUUUAACUAAAAAGUGCUAUUUUAGAUGUGCUGUUUAUACUAUACAUGUAUUGAAGGAUGAAAUUUAGUAUAAGAAAUUUCUUUUUUUUAUUUAAAAUUUUUAGAUUUGAUUUAUUGAAGAAGAAAAUUUAUUCAUACCUUGUUGUACAGAUGUUUGUUGAUACUCUGCGUAUAGUGCAACCAUUUGUGUGUACAUAAAGAUUAUUCAUUGCACAUGUACUUCAUAUAAAUUUAAGUUCUGCUGUUGUGCUGUAUAUUUUGAUGAGAAGUAUAAACUUUAUCUUAUUUGUUUGAAUUUUCACAUACAUGUAUUAACAUAAACUGGUAAAUUUAAUUAAACUGAAAACAUCCGAAAUCC